AUGGUUGGUGAAGCAAAAACCUGGUAUGAGAACGAGAUUAAAAGUAGAAAUUGGCAAUAUGAUAAUAUUCUUGAUGGUACUGGCGUGAAUAUCUUAAAUGCAAUUUGUUUAUUAAAUAAUGGCGCUUUAACAGGUAUUAAUGCAAAUCAGUUUCUUGGAGAAGCCUUGGUUGUAAGAAAUAAUGCUGGAGGUGAUAAUACAAUAACUGGUGCUAAUAUUAUUCCAGUGGAUACAUGGGAUGAAGAUUGGAGUAUAGCUGGAGGACAUCCCGCACUUGUAGGAACUUCAUCUCCAACCAAUUAUGCAAAUGCUAGUGCGGCACAAAAAAAUUUGCUUUUCUUUGGUCAGAUUACGCAAGGAGGUAUGUCAAUACUCGAGUAUAAUGUCAAGAUAUCAAAACUUGGAAAACUUGCUGGAUUACCAGAAUCAAAAAUGAGAAAGCUGUAUAUUCGGGGAUUAAAUCCUAUGAAUCAAUACAAUGUCUACAUGAUGGCUAAAUACCAUGACACUAGAGAUAAUAUUACAAAAGCAUUAGUUGAAGCAAAAAAAUUUUCACUACUACAAGGCAACUUUCCAUUUCUAUCUUCUGGAGGUCAAGUGCCUAAUCCCUAUGAAAAAAGUAUCAAUAUGGGUUUGACUGAAACUGAAGUUAAAAACUUGAUAAAAUCUAUGAUGCCAGCUACACAAUCCACUGCUUCUAAGCCUCAAGAAGAACAGUCUAAUCAAAUCACGCUUUCACAAAAUGAUUUCAAAAAAAUUAUAGCAGGUUUAAAAGGAAUUAUUGCUAAAGGACAGCAAACUUUGAAAAAACCCCCUGGACCAGGGAAACAAAAAGCAGAUGAUCUUGCUAUGAACCGUUUUUUAGAAAGUUUAACUGAUGAUGCAGGUUUACCAGAAGAAGCUUAUAACUAUGAUCUGGUUGAAAAUUUGAGAUUACAGCUUGAACAGUUGGAUAUCAAUCAAGCAAAACUAGCUUGA
Messenger RNA from Acaulospora morrowiae, 978 nucleotides. The record is from the annotation of a GenBank genome assembly. Lineage: Eukaryota; Fungi; Glomeromycota; Glomeromycetes; Diversisporales; Acaulosporaceae.